This is a messenger RNA of Nycticebus coucang (slow loris), 2893 nucleotides long. It is a transcript of the gene MTA3, whose product is annotated as metastasis associated 1 family member 3. Bases 206 to 1990 code for a protein of 594 amino acids. Gene Ontology annotation, cellular component: nucleoplasm; NuRD complex. NCBI's taxonomy places the organism in Eukaryota, Metazoa, Chordata, Mammalia, Primates, Lorisidae. Gene Ontology annotation, biological process: negative regulation of transcription by RNA polymerase II. Gene Ontology annotation, molecular function: sequence-specific DNA binding; transcription corepressor activity; histone deacetylase binding. The record is from RefSeq and is a predicted model, not a curated record. The transcript has 17 exons.
GCAGCACCAGCCCCCACCCGUUGGUUUCCCCUCCCCUUCAAUUCCCCUCCCCUCGUCCCCUCCUUUCCCUCCCCUCCCCCCCGUGGCGAGGUGGCGGUGGCGGCGGCGGCGGCGGCAGCGGCAGCGGGAGCGGCGGUCGAGGCUGAGGCUGAGGAGGCGGCGGCGGGCGGGGCUCGACUCGGGCUCCGCGGGCGGGCGGGCGGACAUGGCGGCCAACAUGUACCGGGUCGGAGAUUAUGUCUACUUUGAGAAUUCCUCCAGCAACCCCUACCUAAUCAGAAGGAUAGAAGAACUCAACAAGACUGCAAGUGGCAACGUGGAAGCAAAAGUGGUGUGCUUUUAUAGAAGACGUGAUAUUUCCAACACGCUUAUAAUGCUUGCAGACAAGCAUGCUAAAGAAAUUGAGGAAGAAUCUGAAACAACAGUUGAGCCGGACUUGACUGAUAAACAGAAACAUCAAUUGAAACACAGGGAACUCUUUUUGUCACGCCAAUAUGAAUCUUUGCCUGCAACACAUAUCAGGGGAAAAUGCAGUGUUGCUCUUCUGAAUGAGACAGAAUCAGUAUUAUCGUAUCUUGAUAAAGAGGAUACCUUUUUCUACUCAUUGGUCUAUGACCCCUCAUUGAAAACACUGUUAGCUGACAAAGGUGAAAUCAGAGUAGGACCAAGAUAUCAAGCAGACAUUCCAGAAAUGCUCGUGGAAGGAGAAUCAGAUGAGAGGGAACAGUCAAAAUUAGAAGUGAAAGUUUGGGACCCAAAUAGCCCACUUACGGAUCGACAGAUUGACCAGUUUUUAGUUGUAGCACGUGCUGUUGGAACAUUUGCUAGAGCCCUUGACUGCAGCAGUUCUGUGAGGCAGCCUAGUUUGCAUAUGAGUGCCGCUGCCGCUUCCCGGGACAUCACCUUGUUUCAUGCUAUGGAUACAUUGUAUAGACACAGCUAUGAUUUGAGCAGUGCCAUCAGUGUCUUAGUACCACUUGGAGGACCUGUUUUAUGCAGAGAUGAAAUGGAAGAAUGGUCAGCUUCAGAAGCUAGUUUAUUUGAAGAGGCACUGGAAAAAUAUGGCAAAGACUUCAAUGACAUACGUCAAGACUUUCUCCCUUGGAAAUCACUGACUAGCAUCAUUGAAUAUUAUUACAUGUGGAAAACUACUGACAGAUAUGUGCAGCAGAAACGUCUAAAAGCAGCAGAAGCUGAGAGUAAACUCAAACAAGUGUACAUCCCAACUUACAGCAAACCAAAUCCCAACCAAAUAUCCACCAGCAACAGCAAGCCUGGUGCUGUGAAUGGAGCCGUGGGGGCCGCGUUCCAGCCUCAGAAUCCCCUUUUAGGGCGAGCCUGUGAGAGCUGCUAUGCUACACAGUCACACCAGUGGUAUUCUUGGGGCCCACCUAAUAUGCAGUGUAGAUUAUGUGCAAUUUGUUGGCUUUAUUGGAAAAAAUAUGGAGGCCUGAAAAUGCCCACUCAGUCAGAAGAAGAGAAGUUGUCUCCCAGCCCAAAUACAGAGGAUCCCCGAGUUAGAAGUCACGUGUCCCGCCAGGCAAUGCAGGGGAUGCCAGUCCGAAACACCGGGAGUCCAAAGUCUGCAGUGAAGACCCGCCAAGCUUUCUUCCUUCAUACUACAUAUUUCACAAAAUUUGCUCGUCAGGUCUGCAAAAAUACCCUCCGGCUGCGGCAGGCAGCAAGACGGCCGUUUGUUGCUAUUAAUUACGCUGCCAUUAGGGCAGAAUAUGCAGACAGACAUGCCGAGCUAUCUGGAAGUCCACUGAAAAGCAAAAGCACUAGGAAACCUUUGGCAUGUAUCAUUGGGUAUUUAGAGAUCCAUCCUGCGAAGAAACCUAAUGUAAUUCGAUCUACACCAAGCCUGCAAACCCCAAGUACCAAGCGGAUGCUAACCACGCCGAAUCAUACAUCUCUGAGCAUUCUGGGGAAAAGAAACUACAGUCAUCACAAUGGUCUGGAUGAACUCACAUGCUGUGUGUCAGACUAAGCCAUCCCUGUUUCAUCCUACAAUCCGGACUUGCUAAACAGUCCUGCUGGCGUUCACAGUCGUGCCUGGGAAGGAGGCAGCCCCACUUGCAGGACUUUUCGGCGGAGGUCUCUAUGCCUGUGCCCCGUGGAGCAGGGGGAGAACCUGCAGGAGUGCGUGUCCCCAAAGCUGUGUCUCGUGCAGGAACCAGUGGCACCUCACUUUCUUCUCAGCGGGACCUGGCUGAGAACCAAGGGGCUGAGGGAGCCACUCUGCCGCCUCCCUUCUGCAGUGGCUCCCUGAGCAGUGGGGCUGCUGCAAGCCCCGAGCCAUCGCUGCCCUGCAUGUGCCAGCUCAGCUGUCUUGUGCUGUGUAGUUCUGUACAGGAGGGAAAUGGCAUCUUUCUGAAUGGGUUUUUCUUGAGGAAUGUGCCAGUGUUGAUGCAGUUCAUGUUAUUUCCCUAGCCUUGCUGUUGCCAUCACUUGGCUUAUGCCUUUUUUUAAUGGGGAAAUUUUGCUCUUACCCCUUGCAUCCUGUAUUUGCUCCCCCUCUCCCACUUCCUACAAGAUCCAGAAUUACCUGAGGUUCUGACAAAAGAUAAUCAUCUGUGGGGAGCCUGUUAACUCUUACCAUCAUUUGCAUUUUGUCAUUGGAGAGGUGCGGGUGUUCUGCUUGGUCCCAGACAACUCCAAGAGCAGGUGUUAAAUGUGCCAACGUGUGGAUCACUGUGAUGAGCCGUUUGCUCACUGCUCUGUUCCCUCACAGCCAAACCAGCCAAGGAGGAACUGCAGCCAAGGGCCCUGCCACAAAUCACCUAGUUUUAUUUUGAGCAGGUAGAAUCUGCCUGGCCGAGGGUUGUGGAGAGAAAGGACUAUGUUUGCAGGUAUGAGUCUGUGUAAAUGACUCACGACCCCCACCCCUCCA